Molecule: messenger RNA, 1968 nt
Organism: Closterium sp. NIES-67
Lineage: Eukaryota; Viridiplantae; Streptophyta; Zygnematophyceae; Desmidiales; Closteriaceae
Source: the annotation of a GenBank genome assembly
UUUCUUGAGAAGCAUAUUUCUGCCACCUCGCAGAUUUCGAGUAGCGGGAUUCCCGAGGUUCCUGCGAAAUUCACCGCUUCCCUGCAACGCCUUCAAUACUUACCAGCGACCAGCGCACUCAAAGCUCGUGAGCGCUACGUAGGUCGGGCCCCAUGGAGCUUUGCGUAUCGCAGUUAGCAUUCCGCGCAGCUCCUCCGGACUCCUCCACUCGAGGUUUGCUUGGCAUACAGCAAUCCAAGCGUAGCUCUCCAGCCCCGUCGUGCGCUUUCCUCGCACGACGCUCAACCGCCUUGCACGGUCGCAGCUCGCCUAAUCUCCGCGUCCCACGGCUCUGCAAGAAGCUGUCUCUCGCUGGAAGCUUAGCGGCCUUCAGAGGAAUAGACUCUCCUGGUGUCCGCGGCAAUGCGACCCCACGUCGCUUUACUACGGUAUACGCGACCGGCUCCCACCCUAGAAAUGCCAGCACUGGCGAAGAGUCAAAUGGCGAUGCAGUCGCUGACGGUCGGAGGCCAGACGACAGGCCUGAGGUUUGGGAGCCGUGCUGCGAGUCAGCCGAUCAGCUCGACCAGAAUCUCUUGUCAUUGUCACCAUCAGAAGCCCCAUGGACGGCUCUGAUCCACCGCCUCGCCCUCUGGCGAUCGCAUCUGAGCCGUCAGUUUCACCUCCCGGAACCGUCAGACAUCCUCAGGGAAGCCGGCCGGCUGUUCGUGUCGUUAGCCGUCAGCGCCGUGCUGCUGUCGUCCGUCAGCUUGCCGGCGACGGCGAUCGUGCAGGCCCCGCCACGUAAGCUGAUGCCGGACGAGCAGGCGACGGUGCAGCUGUUCAACGAGACGACCCCGAGCGUGGUUUACAUCACCAACCUGGGGGUCAAGAGGGACGUGUUUACACUUGAUGUCAUGGAGGUGCCGCAGGGGUCGGGGUCGGGGUUCAUCUGGGACCGCGAGGGCCACGUGGUGACGAACUACCACGUGAUUCGCAACUCCAGCGACCUAAGGGUGACCCUGGCGGACCAAUCAGUGUACGCUGCUGACGUGGUGGGGUACGACCGCGACAAGGACGUGGCGGUGCUGCACAUCGACGCGCCCAGGGGCAAGCUGCGCCCGCUGCGAGUCGGCAGCUCCUUCGACCUGCAAGUGGGGCAGCGCGUCUACGCCAUUGGUAACCCGUUUGGAUUGGACCACACCCUCACCACAGGAGUUAUCAGUGGUCUGCGGCGGGAGAUCAGCUCUGCAGCCACGGGGCGGCCCAUCCAGGACGUGAUUCAGACGGACGCGGCGAUCAACCCGGGCAACAGCGGGGGCCCGCUGCUGGACUCGAAUGGCAACCUCAUCGGCAUCAACACCGCCAUCUACUCGCCCUCGGGGGCUUCUUCCGGCGUCGGCUUCUCCAUCCCCGCGGACACGGUGGCGGGCAUAGUGGAGCAGAUCAUCAAGUACGGCCAGGUCACGCGCCCAGUGCUGGGCAUCUCCUUCGCCCCCGAGCAGUCCCUCGAGCAGCUCGGCGUCUCGGGCGUGCUCGUGCUGGACGCCCCUCCCUCGGGGCCUGCUGGCAAGGCGGGUAUCCGCCCCACGACACGUGACAGCUACGGGCGGCUGGUGCUGGGGGACAUCAUCACAGGCAUCGACGGCAACACCGUGCGCAACGGUUCCGACCUCUAUCGCAUCCUCGACCGCUGCAAGGUCGGCCAGAAGGUGGAGGUGAGAGUGCUGAGAGGGGAUGACGAGGUCAUCAUCAGAAUCACCUUGGAAGGGAAGAGCUAAGACUAGCUUCUCAGGAGAACUUAGCUGGAACAUGCAUACUAGUUUCGUUUUGAGGCUAAUGUCAUCAAUGUUGGACGCUUGAUGCGAGGAGGAGAAUAAUGGUAGGAAGUAAUAAUGUUGAUGGUUGAUGUGAGAUGAUUUCAGAUGUAGACGAUACAUGUAGAUAUUACAUUUGUGUCGCAGUGUCGGCGGAUUUCCCAAGACCACC